AUGGUUGACAAAUCCAAUACAGAUGAAAAGCUCUCAACAAUUGUUGAUAGAAAUGAUGGAAGGAGACAAUCACUUAUUCUUGAUGAUGACUAUAAUGAGAACGAAACACUGCAAGGUUUAGAUGAUCAAUAUGAAGCAGCGAUCAAAUUGCGCAAUUCUAAGACAUUAGAAGAUACCAGCAACGUUUCUGACACAGAGGAUUCGAGAUCGACUAUUUCCGAAACUAUAACUCAGCCAACCGAAGAUAACCAGGUCAAUGUUGAACCCCUAAUGAGAAAAUUGGACGAAAUUCACAAUGCAGCUCCUACAAGACUUAGGAGAAGGAAAAGUAAAGGGAAAGGAACGUCUGAAAAGAAACAAGCUACAAAUAAAACAGAAGAGCCAAGAUUCAGGUCUGGCUUUGGAGAUAUCAAAUUCUAUUCUGUGCUGUCUACUAUUUUCGAUUCAAGCUAUUUUAAAAAUUCAGAAUUCUUCGGGAUAUAUGUGCUCUUCUGGUUAGGCACAGCUUUCCUUAUGAUGAACAAUAUUGUUCAUUCGUACUUUGAGAGUAACGAGGGAUUCUUUCAGACUGCAGUAAUGAAGACUUUGAGGAAAGAUUUAGUGAAAAUAGGUUUUACUGAUUUAGGGAUGUAUCUCGGUACAUAUUUUGCUUUUUUCCUUCAAUAUGCAUGCUUGAAAGGUUGGAUUGUGUGGGAUUCAAGUGGUUGGAUAAUUCAAGCCGUCUACGAUUUUAUUCAUGGUGCUUUCUGGCUCUAUUUUGCAUCCGACCAGUGUAUGUCUUAUCCAUGGAUUGGUAAGGUGUUUUUAGUAUUACACAAUCUCGUUUUCAUAAUGAAAAUGCAUUCUUAUGCAUUUUAUAAUGGCUAUUUAUGGCGCAUAUUAAGAGAGUUGGAGUUUUCAGAAGAUUAUUUGGAAAGGUUAACUAAUGGUAAGGUUAGAUUGCCAGAGAAAUAUGACUUGGAAAGAACAAAAAAUAUUCUAGAUGGUAGUAUUCGGUUUUGUAAGUUUGAAUUAGAAUACCAGUCAAGUGCAACUACCAUGUCUAGUGAUUCGCCAAUCGAGUCAUUCGAUUUGGAGGAUGAUAUCCAUGACUUACAAAAAAGGAAUAUAGUGAAAUUUCCAACGAAUGUUAAUCUAUUUAAUUUCUUCGAAUAUUCAAUGUUCCCUACAUUGGUAUAUACUUUGAACUACCCACGUACACGCAGGAUCAGAUGGCAAUAUGUUUUAGAAAAGACUUGCGGUGUUUUUGGUAUUAUAUUUCUCAUGAUUUUAGUAGCUCAAAACUGGAUGUAUCCGAUUAUUCAACGUGCGAUAGCCUUACAAGAUAUGCCUACUGCAGAUAAAUGGAGAGGAUGUAUGUUCAUUUUACUUGAUAUGAUUCCUCCUUUUCUCAUGGAAUAUCUUUUUACAUUCUUUUUAAUCUGGGACGCAAUUCUAAAUGUUAUUGCUGAGUUGAGUAGAUUUGCAGAUAGAGAUUUCUAUGGACCAUGGUGGUCAUGUUCCGACUGGUCGGAAUAUGCUAGAAUUUGGAAUCGUCCUGUUCAUAAAUUCUUACUUAGACACGUCUAUCAUUCGUCGAUUAGUGUACUCAAGCUUAACAAUCUGAGGGCCAUCUUAGGCACUUUUAUUUUGUCCAGCUUAGUACAUGAGUUGGUUAUGUUUGUCAUAUUUAACAGAUUGAGAGGUUAUCUAUUAGUGAUGCAAAUGUCUCAGCUUCCUCUAGUUGCUCUUUGUAACACAAGAUUUAUGAAGAAUAGAAAAGUAUUGGGCAACGUUAUGUGCUGGUUCGGAUUCAUUUCGGUACCGAGCAUGAUUUGCACGUUUUAUUUAAUAUUUUAA
Messenger RNA from Debaryomyces hansenii CBS767, 1839 nucleotides. It is a transcript of the gene ARE2, whose product is annotated as sterol acyltransferase. Gene Ontology annotation, cellular component: endoplasmic reticulum membrane. Gene Ontology annotation, biological process: ergosterol metabolic process. Gene Ontology annotation, molecular function: ergosterol O-acyltransferase activity. Lineage: Eukaryota; Fungi; Ascomycota; Pichiomycetes; Serinales; Debaryomycetaceae. The coding region runs from base 1 to 1839 and encodes 612 amino acids. The record is from RefSeq and is a predicted model, not a curated record. The transcript has a single exon.